AUGGCAGACUGUCGCCUAAAAAUGGUACAAAUCGCUAUUGUCGAUUCCAAUGGACUUCUAAGUUUGUCAUCACAAGUUGGCAAACAAAAUGUGGCUGAUUAUGUUAUUUCUAAUCCUGGAAAGCCUACAAUUAUGACCUAACCAAUCUUGAGCAGUAACUAAAUCGAUUGGUUAAAAUCUGCCAUACCAUAACAUAAUUACUAGAAUCUUAAACUAUUGUCAACAGUAGUCCCAGGCAUAUUCACAUCAGAGGAUAUUUACGCAUCAUUUUAAAAUCUUCAAAAUAUCUUUGUGAUUUAUAAGUCAAGUUACCCCAAUAUAGUGGGAGCCUUUUUCAAAGGCCCUAUUGUAAGAUCUCAGUCUACUGGACAAAGCACUACUCAUUGUCCUACAGCUGUUUUAUCUGUCUCAGUUGAGGCCGUGUUAGAAAGUUUUACGACUGAUACUGAUAAUAGUAGUAAUGUUUACCUAUUUAAUUAGGAGCUAACUACUGGGGUCUUUAACUAGUAAGCUGAAUUCAACUUCAAUCUCGAUUGUGAAGGUGAUUCAAAUCCUAACCGUACUAAAGAUUAUUUGACCUCAAAGAAUCCAGAUUAUUUUGCAGAGUUCCUGACUGGAAGUUCCGUCCAGGCAGAUUAAGGUAAGAUGAUUCUUACUUGUGUUUAGAUUGAUAUCUAUCAAGGAGAAUAUUGA
This is a messenger RNA of Stylonychia lemnae, 693 nucleotides long. The record is from the annotation of a GenBank genome assembly. NCBI's taxonomy places the organism in Eukaryota, Ciliophora, Spirotrichea, Sporadotrichida, Oxytrichidae.